This is a messenger RNA of Daldinia childiae, 873 nucleotides long. Its product is annotated as Mannose-P-dolichol utilization defect 1 protein like protein. The record is from RefSeq and is a predicted model, not a curated record. The transcript is spliced from 2 exons. NCBI's taxonomy places the organism in Eukaryota, Fungi, Ascomycota, Sordariomycetes, Xylariales, Hypoxylaceae. Bases 1 to 873 code for a protein of 290 amino acids.
AUGGAGGCACUGAAAACUGCGCUGCAACCCUUGCAGCCCAUUACGAACAACUUACCUACUCCCAUUCGCGACCUAGGCGUAUCUAUCAUCGGCGAGACCUGCUACAAGACGUUGAUUCUCGAUCUUGAUCCUACGGAUUCGGAAUGCCUUAAGCUAGCUAUCUCUAAAGGCUUGGGUAUUGGUAUCAUCGGCGCAUCGUCUAUUGUCAAGGUUCCCCAAAUCAUCAAGCUUGUCCAAUCGCAAUCCUCGUCCGGUGUCAGCUUUCUAUCGUAUCUGCUCGAGACCUCGUCCUACCUCAUCUCGCUCGCCUAUAACUUCCGCAACGAAUUUCCCUUUAGCACCUAUGGAGAGACCGCCUUGAUCCUCGGCCAGAAUGUCAUCAUCACCGUCCUCGUUUUGAAUUACAGCGGUAGAGCUAGCAUAGCAGCGCUGUUUGUUGCUGCCCUGGCUACGAGCGUUGUCACGCUGUUCAACGGUGGAAUACUCGAUAUGCAGACUUUGGGCUAUCUGCAGGCCGGCGCGGGAGUGCUUGGCGUAGCUAGCAAGGUGCCUCAAAUUGCUGCUAUCUACCAGGCAGGUGGAACGGGUCAGCUCAGCGCCUUUACAGUCUUCAAUUAUCUUGCCGGCUCGCUCUCUCGAAUCUUCACGACGUUGCAAGAGGUGGACGACAAGUUGAUCUUAUACGGUUUCGUGGCAGGCUUUGCGCUGAACUUGGUCUUGGCUGCGCAGAUGGUCUACUACUGGAAUGCGCCGUCAGCUAAGGUUAGAGGGAAGAUGAAGGAGGCUACUCCUGUUCCAGCUGCCGCUCAGAGCUCUAGCGUUUCUACAGCUACCCCUAAAAGUAAGGGGCCGUCGACACGACGCAGGGGCUGA